Messenger RNA from Ambispora leptoticha, 1290 nucleotides. The record is from the annotation of a GenBank genome assembly. Lineage: Eukaryota; Fungi; Glomeromycota; Glomeromycetes; Archaeosporales; Ambisporaceae.
AUGGAUCAAUCACGCGAACCACACCUUUUAUCCCUUAAAGUUAUACGAAUACCAAAUCCCUUAGUCACUCCGGUAGACCCUCGGAAUAAUAAUGAUAGAGAUUCAACAACGCUCACAGAAGCAACCGAGUCAGAGCCUGGGAGUGCUAAAGACACCUCUUUUGGAAAGGUGUAUCUUGGGGAGACUUUUGGCAGUUUAAUACGUGUAUCAAACGAUUCCACAGUUCUUACACGUGAAAUUAGCGUAAAAGCAGAGAUACAAACCAGUACACAACGAUUUCCACUCACAGACACAUCGCUCGAACCUUUAUCCACCCUCGGACCCAGCAAAUCCACAGAGCAUGUAAUACAGCAUGAAAUAAAGGAAUUGGGUGUUCAUUUACUUGUCUGUUCGGUGACAUAUUUAACCGACGAUGGAGAGAAGAGAAAUAUUCGACAGAUACAUCGAUUUCAAGUGAUGAAUCCAUUAGCAGUGAAGACAAAAGUGAACAAUAUGGCUGAUGGGAAAGUUUUUUUGGAGGUGCAGGUGCAAAAUGUGGCAGAUCGAGAAAUGCAUCUUGAAAGAAUGAAAUUCGAGUCUGGUGAUGUAUUUGGAUUCAAGGAUCUUAAUUAUGUAGUUGAUGAUAAUGGGAUGGAAGUGAUGUCUAAGCAACUUGAAUCAACCAAAAAGGAAAUUGACAAUAUCAAUGACAAGGAAGACACACAAAAUUCAGAGAGGAGCCUGGAAGAAAACGUCGAAGAAGAAGAGCCUGAAAGUAUAUUUGGGAUUCAGAAUUAUUUAAACCCUCAAGAUAUUCGACAAUAUUUAUACAUGUUAACUCCAAAACCCGGAAUAGAAGAACGUCUCGCAAGAACAAUCAAUGUAUUAGGAAAACUUGAUAUCGUGUGGCGGUCUAAUUCAGGCGAGACAGGCAGACUACAAACAAGUCAAUUAACACGUAAACCACCCAUUUUGGAAGAAAUCGAACUGUCUGUUACGACGAUACCCGCAUCAAUUAUACUCGAGACACCAUUCACAUUAGGAUGUCGAAUCAGAAAUCGCACCACUUCUGUAUUAAAAGUGGUGGUGACUGCCGUAAAAUCCAAAAUGGGAGCAGUGCUGUUAAGUGGUCCUUCUACUAAGAAUCUAGGGGAAUUGGCACCAGAUAAUGUUGUUGAUUUUCAACUCGAAUUUGUCCCAUUGAGUCCUGGACUGCAGCGAGUUGGUGGUUUAAAGAUAUCAGAUGUGAUAUCUGGUUACACAAAAGAAAUUGAUCAUUUCACAGACAUUUUUGUAUUAUUUUCAAAAUAA